Molecule: messenger RNA, 581 nt
Organism: Centruroides sculpturatus (bark scorpion)
Lineage: Eukaryota; Metazoa; Arthropoda; Arachnida; Scorpiones; Buthidae
Product: amiloride-sensitive sodium channel subunit alpha-like
Exons: 5
Coding region: 15-581 (188 amino acids)
Biological process (GO): sodium ion transmembrane transport
Cellular component (GO): membrane
Molecular function (GO): ligand-gated sodium channel activity
Source: RefSeq, a predicted model, not a curated record
AAGAAAACUUCAUUAUGUCUUCGUCUUUUAACGUCAAACAGAUUUCUUUAUUUGAUAACUUCCAAAUGGUUGUCAAACCAAGACAUGGGCCGUGUUAUACAUUUAAUGGUAGAAACACGACUAGUCAAAAUAUGAAUGUUUCUUCUGUUCGCGUGUCUCGAAAUAUCGGCACUCUGAGCGGUUUAACUCUAGUGUUAAAUUUAGAACUAGAAGAAUAUUUUGACAAAACGAAAUCUGUUGGAGCCAGGAUUGUUAUUCAUUCUCCAGACGAAUUUCCGGAUACAGAAGGUGAAGGAAUUAACAUUCUACCUGGAGUCGAAACCUCCAUUGCUAUUAAUAAGCAAACAACAAAGAGACUGCCUUUCCCGUAUAAAGAUAGAUGCAAAGAUUAUAAGAAACAAACCAUCAGAAAUGUAUCAAUUUUAAACGAAAAGGAUUGCAUAAUUCAUUGUCUGCAAGAUCUCAAUAUUCAGAGAUGUAAUUGUACCGAUCCAACUCUCAUUUUCAAAAAGAAAAGACAGAAAUGCGAUUUAGAAAAUAACGAAGAAGGUUUAGUAUUUUAUUACGAAAUUUUAUGUUAA